Messenger RNA from Closterium sp. NIES-67, 2363 nucleotides. Lineage: Eukaryota; Viridiplantae; Streptophyta; Zygnematophyceae; Desmidiales; Closteriaceae. The record is from the annotation of a GenBank genome assembly.
GGUAGGGGCAAGGCAGGGGGAGCGGGUGGGCAGGUGGAGGGAGGUUUGCAAGCAGGGGCGGGUUCCCAAGUGGGAGAGGGUUCAGAGGUGAGCGUAGGGGCAGGUGAAGCUGCGGAUGCGGGUGCUGCUGCUGCUGCACUGGGCACUGGCACUGGAGGAAUCGGUUUGCAACAGCAGAGGCAGCCGCAGCAGCUGCAGCCGCAGGUGCAGCAGCAACAGUCGCAGGCACAGCAGGUGCAGCAGCAACAGCAACCGCAGCCGCAGCCGCAGCCGCAGCAGCAGCAGCAGCAGCAGUCACUGCAGCAGCACCCAUCCCAGUUGCCCCCGCUCCUGCCGUUGGUGGCUGCAACCACCUUGGCUGCUGCUGCUGGGGUGGUAGGAGCAGGGGCGGUGGGAGUAGGAGCGGUGGCUUCAGGGGGAGUGGGAGUAGGGGCAGCGCGGGUGGUACAGGAUGGGCUGCUGGUGGCACCAGACGUGGUUAGAAGCGGGAGUGGUGGACCUGCCAAUUCUAAUGUUGGACCCAUGAGCGCGUGUGCUAGGCCUUCUGCCCCAACACACAGCAGCAUGCCUGGCUUUCCCGGUUCUGUUUUGCCUGCUGCUUCCCUGGCUGGUUCUCACGAGGAGGUAACAGGCAGGCACGCCCUCCAAGGGGUGACUCCCCAGAGGGUAGUUCCCUUUCAAGGGGUAACUCCCCCUCCCCAUCAAGGGGUAAUUGCCCCUCAAGGGAUGGUUCACCCUCCAGGCCCUACUGGUAUGGGUGGAGGUAUGGGUGGAGGUAUGGGAGGAGGAGAGAGGGUGGAGGAGGUGGAUGUUGAAGUGGCUGUCGGACCUAGGUCUGCUGCUAGAGAGAGGAGGCGACAGCAGCAGCAGCAGCAGCAGCAACAGCAACAGCAACAGCAGCAGCAGCAACAGCAACAGCAACAGCAGCAACAACAGCAGCGGCAACAGCAGCAGCAACAGCGGCAGCAGCAGCAGCAGCAGGUGCAGAUGCGGCAUGGUUCGCCACAGUUGAAAGAGUAUGCACCAUUAGGGUUAGCACAACAACAGGUGCCAGCACAAGCACAGGCACAGCCGCAGGGGCAGGGGCAGGGGCAGGCACAUUUGUUGCUCUCUCAGGCGAAGGGCAGCAAGCAGCAGCAGCAGCAGCCGCAGCAGGGACAGACCAGUGUCGCUACCCCUGUGUCGGUUUCAGCACCCCAAGAAACUGGUGUAGAAAGUGACAGAAGUAUCACCAACAGCAGUGCCAGCAGCAGCAGCAGCGGUGGCACCAGCAGCAGUGUCAGCAGUGGCAGCAGGCCCCUUGGGCUCUCUGGAAUUACCUUUGGGUCUUUCACCAAUGCUCCCGUUUCCGGAGGAGCAGCAGCAGGUGCUAUUUCCGGCCUUGCUCCCCCCACCCUCCCUCCUCCCUCUCUCAACCCCCUCCGUCCACCACCCUCACCAAGCCUGCCUCCUCUGCUGCGGCCGAUCCUACCACGGCAGCUGGUAGCGCUGCCAGUGCUACCAGUGCUGCUAGUGCUGCUAGUGCUGCCAGCGGUGCCAACGAUGCUAAUGUGCAUGGGUCCACAGGACAGGCUGAUUCCUGCAUCCCGCAACGCCUGCUACCCACCACCACUGCGUCCGGCCCUCUUCCCAGUCCUCCUGCUCCUGCUCUUGCGGCGUCCGGCAAUGCUCCUGGCAGCAUUAACGGCCGAGCCACCCCUGCCCAAAACCCUAGCCGCUUCCCAGGCCCUGCCCGAGCCUCCACUAGUGCUGCAGCUGCUGCAGCUGGUGCUGCUGGUGCUUCUCCAGGGGUGUUUGCUCCCCCUGGUGAACCGGACAAGGUGGGAGGUCACAGUCGGCCGGUGGGGCAGAAUGAGAUGAGCGGCGCGGGUCAGUUCAGCUUUGGACUUGACGCGGAUGCUUACGGGGCAUUGAUGCCGCUGGGAGCAGUGCCUCUUGUGCCAGUGCGCAUGCCAUACCCCAUGCCGGUUCCUGUCCCCAUGCCCAUGCACAUGGGUGCUCCUCCCUUCCCACCAUCCUCCAUGCCCCUUCUCGGUGCUCCGGCGGGCCCAGGCUCGGCAGCAGCUCUGGCCGCCGGACCUGCUGGUUUGGCAAGCCUGGUGCCAGGGCCGCCGGGCUACAUGGGAGCGCAAGGAGGGUACGGCAUUGUUCGUCCAGUGGCCGUUCCUGCUUCUGGAGCGAUCCCUGGUGCGGUUGCUGGUGGUGCUGCUGCUGCCGCUGCCACUGGUUCUCAGCCGUCGCAUGCUUCUCCUCCUCUCUACGCCCCUCCAGGCGUCCCUCCCUCGUUCCCAGGGGCGCCGUUGGUAGCGGCAACGCAAGGGCAGAUGGUAGGGUCUGCGCCAGGGCAGAUGGAAACUGCAGCA